This is a messenger RNA of Rotaria sordida, 531 nucleotides long. The record is from the annotation of a GenBank genome assembly. Lineage: Eukaryota; Metazoa; Rotifera; Eurotatoria; Philodinida; Philodinidae.
AUGAACAAGAUCAAUCUACCACCUAUACAAAUUCCUAAUUCAAUAAAUAUUUGCUGUAAUCAUCAAAUGUUCGAUCGAUCUCAAAUCGAUAAUCAUAAUACUUAUCAAAAUCAAUCUUUUAACCAACAAUAUCUUAAUUCAUUUAAUAAGAAAUCUCACUUAAUGAAUACAUCAGUUUGGCAUCGUCUCUUUCGAAUACCAACAGAUUCAAGUUAUCGUCAUUCUUGUUAUUAUAAUGAAAUUAAUUCUCCAAAAAAUGAUCUAGAUUUUCGUUUACGAACAUGUUAUAAUCAUGCACAAGAAUCAUUUGCAUCAAAAGCACGUGUGGUUGUUCAACCAAUGACUAUUUAUCAAAUACAAAAACAAUUAAAUUCUUUUGAAAAAAUUAAUUAUCCAUUUAAGAUUAUUAAUGAAAAUCGUAAAGAACAUUUUAAUGAAGCAACAAAAGGUCAACAUAUUGGUUCUGAUCAUUUUGCUAAUGGUAAACAUGGUUAUUCACGUGUUAUUGCUGGUGCUAUGUCAAUUGAUUAA